UAAAACGUCAGAAUAAAACCGUUUUCUGAACAGUUAUUAUUUAAACAUAGUUGGUUUCAGAUUAAACUUAUUUAGUGAUAAUAAUUUAAAAAUGGAUCCAAAUGACAACGUUAGUUCAGAUAAAACAUCUACUCAACUUGACCAACAUUUGCAAUUAAAUCGAAAAGAAAAUAUUCAAAUGAAGGAGGUAUUUGAAAAGUUGAAUACAUUUAACAAACUACUGAAAUGUGAAAUCAACAGCAAAGAAAAUUUAGCAGAAAAAGCUGAACAAUGUAACAGUACAUGUAAACAUCCAACAAGCCUCCCAUUAUCACUGGCACAUAAAUUAUGGAUUCAACAUAACUAUGUUUCAAAAAUUAUAAUCUGUAGUAAAUUUUAUGUGGCCCUUAAUGAAAGUCUCAUCAAAUAUACACAAUUUUUUAAAAUAAAAUUGGAACUACCAGAGGACAUAUUAUUAGAAAUAACAGAAGUGUCCAAAAGUGAAUUAAUCCCAUAUACAGAAAAGAUAAGAAGUUAUGAGAUUGAAUUGUUAAAAUUUGAAAAAAAAUAUCCAUGGCUAACGAAUCAGGACCUAACUUUACCAGAUAUUUCUAAAGAAAUUAAUGUAUUAAGAAAUCAAAGGUCUGAAAACCUCCAUUUGAUAAAAGAAUUGGAAGUACAGGUUAUUAAACCAGAUUUGCAUGAGGCUACUGAACAACUAAAUGAAAUAGAUCAACUGUUUUUCAAACUAAACCUCAUAAAUAAUUUAUAUUUUAUUUUAUACAGUAUAUAAAUAUUUUGAGUUUUGUUAAAAAAGUAAUCAUAUAUAUUUUUUUAAAAUUACUGUUAUUA
Molecule: messenger RNA, 831 nt
Organism: Aethina tumida (small hive beetle)
Lineage: Eukaryota; Metazoa; Arthropoda; Insecta; Coleoptera; Nitidulidae
Exons: 4
Coding region: 92-772 (226 amino acids)
Source: RefSeq, a predicted model, not a curated record